UCUUAUAAACCCAUGGCAUGGCCUCCCUCAUCUCUCUCUCUUGAAACGCUCUCUUUCUCUCUCUAAAAAACACAAAGAAGAAGAAGAGACACUCUCUUGAGUCUCUCUUCCUUUUGUUUUCAAAACAAACCAAACUUCACUAGUCAGUUUCUGGAUUUGAGUUAUCUUUCUUUCUUCUGUUGGUGCUUUCGAUACCCUUCUUUUUAAUUCUAAGCAAAGAAAGAAAGAAGAGAGACAAUGGCAACUGUUAAUGGGUAUCAAGGGAAUACUCCGGUGGCUGCUCCGGCGGGGACUACGCCAGCAAAACAGACUGUCACAGCAGCAAAGAUUGUCGAUACGCAAUCCGUGCUUAAACGGUUGCAAUCUGAACUGAUGGCAUUGAUGAUGAGUGGAGAAUCUGGGAUAUCUGCCUUCCCUGAAGGGGACAACAUAUUUUGCUGGAAAGGAACAAUCAAAGGCAGCAAAGAUACAGUUUUUGAAGGAACAGAAUACAAGCUAUCCCUUUCAUUCCCAAAUGACUAUCCUUUCAAGCCUCCAAAAGUCAAGUUUGAAACCAGCUGCUUCCAUCCCAAUGUGGAUAUCUAUGGCAACAUUUGCUUGGACAUUCUUCAGGAUAAAUGGUCAUCUGCCUAUGAUGUGAGGACAAUAUUGCUAUCUAUCCAAAGCCUGCUUGGAGAACCAAACAUCAGUUCACCUCUAAACACUCAAGCAGCACAACUUUGGAGUAAUCAACAAGACUAUAGGAAAAUGGUCGAGAAGUUGUACAAGCCUCCAAGUGCUGCUGCUUAGAUGGAAGAGGGGUCCAAAAGUAGUAGUAUGUGGUUUGAAUUUCCCUCUUCCACAACUAUAGCUUUUACUGUACUGACUCAAUGGAAAAUGAAUUGAUGGAUCAGAUUUUUCUUGCCAUCUACUCCUUCUGCCUUGCAUUUUGAGAGAUAGUAAGAACAGGGGAAUUUUGUUCUCAAAAA
Molecule: messenger RNA, 968 nt
Organism: Populus nigra (black poplar)
Lineage: Eukaryota; Viridiplantae; Streptophyta; Magnoliopsida; Malpighiales; Salicaceae
Product: ubiquitin-conjugating enzyme E2 20-like
Exons: 6
Coding region: 238-789 (183 amino acids)
Source: RefSeq, a predicted model, not a curated record